CCAAAGGCUCAGUAGUAUUCGUCUAGUGAUAGUUGCCACCAUGAUUAUGAACUGUUCAAUUAUAUUCUUAUUAAUGUUUCAAUUCAUUUCAUGUAAAGGUUACAAAGGUGAAAGUUUUCCAGAGAAAUAUCUAAAGCCGGAAGAUGUGGUCCCUGAUAUCGCGGACGCGAAUUAUUACUUGCGGAGUGUAGACAAGAUGCUCGGCUAUUUCGCAUUAUUCGCGAACAGAACAGACAUCAAUAGGGCUUUGGGAAUGUUCUAUAUGAAAGCUAUUCUUAAAAGGACUAUGAUCGAAAACAAGAACAAAAUACAGACGGACCAAGAGAAGUUAAUAAAGAGUGUAAUAUUGCAAGCGGAUAAUGUUAUGUCACACCAUUUUGCCCAUAACAUUAAGCCUCUGGACUGGGGGCAUAUCCUGAAAAGGGCCAGUCAUCUUCUUAUAGAAGAGGAUCUCCAGGUAGAAGCCAUCGGUGAAUUUAAGAGAAAUCUUUUCAAAAAAUGGAUUCUGAGCAACGUGUCCCUCAACGAAUUUGAACAAGAUAUGGAUGAAGUUAAAUUUCCGAAAGAGACUUAUUUAAAGUAUGCUGAGGAGGUUAUAGAGUCUCAGAUAUUCACUAUUAAUAUUGAUGAUUCAGAUUACUGCAUGGGUGAAAUAAUCUACAACCCCACGCCGCUGGAAGACACGCAGACCUUAAGACCGUGCGUUUACGACCAGUUUUGCCCUCAGAUCCUGUAUACACGCGCACCUUCCUUCUCCUACAGUCUCAGUCACAGAGUGUUGAACAUAAUGAUGCCUCGCCACGUCCGCCGCUGUUACAUGCACGACCCGGAAGACGACGAACAGCUGAUGGAGGCGUUAUGUGCCGGCAUGUACCGCGAGGCAGUGUACCUCGCGCGUCGCGGGUACUUCAACAGGGACAUCUGGAUGGAGCACAUCGCUCUGUGUGGCCUGCUGGGUUACCAGGAGUUCUUCCGCCGUCACUGGUUCCGGAAAGUCGUGUCAUGGAUUGACGAGCGAGGCUGCAUUGCUGAGAAUUUCAACUACGAAGCCAAUCGAACUAGAUACCUGCUAGAAAAGGAACCGGAGAAAGCGAAGAGCAUCCUAGAACUGUCGCGGAAGGUACUAGAGGACCCGUGUAGCUGGCACCCGAUGGCGCUGAGCUUGGUGGUGCUGGCGCAUGGCGUCAGACAUGCCGUGCACUUUAGUGAGGUGGAUAAAGUGAAAGAUGAGCUGUAGAAA
Molecule: messenger RNA, 1240 nt
Organism: Cydia strobilella
Lineage: Eukaryota; Metazoa; Arthropoda; Insecta; Lepidoptera; Tortricidae
Exons: 7
Coding region: 41-1237 (398 amino acids)
Cellular component (GO): membrane; cytosol
Source: RefSeq, a predicted model, not a curated record